GGGGCAAGUGCAGACUGCUUGUGAUCUUGAAGAAAUCGGUGGUCCUGGGGAGGGGGGCGGACGUCUGGGGUCCUGAGGGGAAUGAGCAGUGGAGGAGUCUGGCGCUUGGGACCGUAAAGUAAGUCGGGUGCGGAGGCCGAACGCCUGAAUUCCCAGGACUGGAAAGUUUCACUUCAGACCUCUCCCAGUCCCGUGGGACUGAGUCUGAUUUAUGCUGGGUCCACUAAGGGCUACAUGACCAGCCCUCGGGGUAGAAGAUUAACUCUAUAGUCUCCAAUCCCUCCUUUCCUUCCUCUAGUCCUCGCUUCCCUUAAGGAUCCAGCAGGUGAAGUGAAAGAAAAAACAAAUUAAGACAGCAAAACAGCAAGGGUGUGUAGCGGGAAUGGGGACCCCGGGGGAGGGGCUGGGCCGCUGUUCCCAUGCUCUGAUCCGGGGGGUCCCAGAAAGUCUGGGCAAAGAGCGGGAAGGAGUGGCAGUUGGUAUCCCACCUUUGGACUUGGCGAAGGCACAGCGAGAGCACGGGGUGCUGGGAGGGAAAUUGAGGCAGCGCCUGGGACUUCAGCUGUUGGAAUUGCCCCCUGAGGAGCAACUGCCACUUGGACCCCUGCUAGGAGACACAGCUGUGGUGCACGGGGAUACAGCCCUCAUCACUCGACCUUGGAGUCCUGCCAGGAGGCCCGAAGUCGAUGGGGUCAGAAGAGCCCUACAGGAUCUGGGGCUUCGGAUUGUGGAGAUCAAAGAUGAGAAUGCCACACUGGAUGGAACAGAUGUGCUGUUCACAGGCCGUGAGUUUUUCGUGGGCCUCUCUAAGUGGACCAACCACCGAGGAGCUGAAAUUGUUGCCGACACAUUCAGGGAUUUUGCAGUCUCCACCGUGCCUGUCUCAGGCCCCUCCCAUUUGCGGGGGCUUUGCGGGAUGGGGGGCCCCCGCACUGUUGUCGCUGGCAGCAGCGAAGCGGCCCAGAAAGCUGUGAGGGCUAUGGCAGCGCUGACCGAUCACCCCUACGCCUCCCUGACUCUCCCAGAUGAUGCCGCAGCAGACUGCUUGUUUCUGCGGCCCGGGCUCCCUGGGGCUUCCCCUUUCUUGCUGCACCGCGGGGGUGGAGACUUGCCCAAUAGCCAGGAGGUGCUGCAGAAACUGCCCGACGUGACUCUCGUACCUGUGUCCUGCUCUGAGCUAGAGAAGGCAGGGGCUGGGCUCAGCUCCCUUUGCCUCGUCCUCAGCACCCGCCCCCACAGCUAAGAGAUCCCCAAAUGUGGGAGCAGGAAAGUAGGAAGAAUAGAAAGGGGAGGAUUAGCCUACCCAUAGGAUGAUGAGUAGAAGAAGCUAGGUGUGGGGUAGGAACCACGGUUUGGGGUGGGACAGCGUGGGAAAGGGGAACAGAUCAUCUCCCCAGGGAAUAAAAUGAAACUAACCUUUUA
Vombatus ursinus (common wombat) is the source of this 1422-nucleotide messenger RNA. It is a transcript of the gene DDAH2, whose product is annotated as dimethylarginine dimethylaminohydrolase 2. The record is from RefSeq and is a predicted model, not a curated record. Gene Ontology annotation, biological process: positive regulation of nitric oxide biosynthetic process; arginine metabolic process. The transcript is spliced from 8 exons. NCBI's taxonomy places the organism in Eukaryota, Metazoa, Chordata, Mammalia, Diprotodontia, Vombatidae. Bases 383 to 1243 code for a protein of 286 amino acids. Gene Ontology annotation, molecular function: amino acid binding; dimethylargininase activity.